AUGUGGCCCUCGGCCCACGACAUCAAGAAAUCUACGUUAGCCUCCGGCAGCACCCAGCUACUGGGCAGCGGGGGAACGCCGAAGGAGGCGGUGGUGGACGGCGUUCUCGCCAUGAUCCUCGACCUUCUUCUUCAAGCUUCAGGAACCGCCUGUGUCUACAUCGCGGCCUACGUUAGCCUCCAGGACAUGUACCAACUCUCGGCCGCCAGUGCGGCGCUGCCUCAGUACACGGCCUACUCCGUGGCCCUGGCCUAUGUGGUGAAGCUCGUGGGUCCCGUGUUGGUAGGGCGGCAGGCCUAUGUGCAGUUUGCCUACCUUAUGAAGGUCAUGGUAGCUCUCAGCGUUGUCCUCGGAGCAAUCUCAGCGAUCUUCAUCCUUCCCAACCUUGCCGAGCUUGCGGGCUACUACUCGCAGCAGGCCUGUGAGUUCGCGAACACACGGGAGUGCCUGGGCAUCUACGCCGGCCUCUUUUCCUCGGGCCUGGGGAAGUACGACACCACGAUCUUCGACACUUUCCGGGCCUUUGGUUUCACGGUGUUCGCGACUUGCAUCUUCAGCGUGGCAAAGGCGGGGCUCUACGCAUGCCAGGACUUCCGGUUCAUGGCGAAGGCUUCUACGCUGGUUUUCCUGGUGAUCUUCCUUCCUGUGCUGCUGGUGGCAAGGUUCUUCUUUGUUAGCGCGACGGCGCUGUACGUGGCUUCAGUGCUGCCCAGCUGGAUACUGACUGUCGUGUUCCUCUGGCGCCUUCAAAGGAAUUGCCAGAAGAUGAUACAGCGGUCGAGCCUGCCCGGGAGCCAUGAGGUGAGCAUGGGCCAGAUUUGA
Molecule: messenger RNA, 822 nt
Organism: Symbiodinium sp. CCMP2592
Lineage: Eukaryota; Dinophyceae; Suessiales; Symbiodiniaceae
Source: the annotation of a GenBank genome assembly